Molecule: messenger RNA, 3645 nt
Organism: Manihot esculenta (cassava)
Lineage: Eukaryota; Viridiplantae; Streptophyta; Magnoliopsida; Malpighiales; Euphorbiaceae
Exons: 2
Coding region: 232-3435 (1067 amino acids)
Source: RefSeq, a predicted model, not a curated record
CUCAUUCUCUCUCCCAUUCGAUUUCAAAUCCGUCAAACCCCUUUCUCUGAGCAACGGCUCUUUCCCUCUCUGUGAGAAGCCACUUUCUCAGUUCUUUUUACUCUCCCUCUUAUUCAUCUCUCUAUAUCCAUAUCACUUCUUCAACAAGGGAACGGAGGAACCACAAUCCUCCAUAUGGCGUAUCUGUGAAUCGGUCACCAGGUACCGUUUUCAAACAAAAUCCAAAGGAAAAUGGAGAGGGUCUGUGAAGAGCUAGAUGAAGCUAAGGCUGAGAUUGAGAAGCUCAGGGUAGAUUUAAAAUGCAAAGCAGAACUGUCAGAGAAUUUGAAGAAAGCUCACCAUGAGCAACUUAUUCAAAUUCAACAAGGAAACUCUAAAAUUGAGAAGCAGACCCUAGAACUCAGUGAAAAGGCAGAGGAGAUCUCCGUGGCAAGACAAAUGUGUGAAGAUCUUCAAUGCAGGUUGAAUGAAAAGGAUUCCAUCAUCAGACAUCUGAGCUCCUCAAAUGAUAAGCUUAGAGUUGAUUGUGAUGAAAAGCACAAAAAAUGGGAGGAGGAAAGACGUGGGUUGCUGUUGGCUCUAGAUGAGGCAACUGAGAAAAACAUAGAUCAAGAACAAAAAAUUAAUGUAUUUAUGGCAGAGAUCGAGGGUCUUAAAGGGCUUCUAUCAACUUCACAGAAGAAGUGCUUGGAAGCAGAGAAAAAGGCCAAAGCAUCCAAAGAACUAAGACAAAGGGAUGAUGUGCUACUCCAAUUGGAGGAGGAGUAUGGGAAGCUCAAAGAUAAACUAAAGUGGAAGACAGAGCAAUUCAAACAUCUUGAAGAAGCACAUGAAAAGCUCCGGAAUCAGUUUACUGAAUGCAAGAAAGAGUGGGAACUGGAGAAGUCUGCACUAGUUGAUGAGAUUUGUUCACUGCAGACAAGCUUAGAUUCUCAAACCAGGAUCUCAAAAGAUCUUCAAAACCAGUUAAAGAUGUGCAACCAAGCGCUAGCUCAUGAAGAAAGCAGGAGAAAGUAUCUGGAAACUGAAAUUUGUGAAUAUAAAUCACGCUUUGAGAAUGUUUUCACCGAGUACCAAGAUGCAAAGUCACAACUGGAGUGCUUGACUUCUCAGAGAGACAAAGAAAUUGCAGCUCUUAGACAUUCAUUGGGCACAAAAGAGACAUUUUACAAAGAAAUUGAGUACCGAGCUGAGAAAUUAGAGCAAGAAAAUCAAGAGUUAUUGACUUCCCUUAAAGAACUCCAGGAAGCUCAGAUUCAGGAAGUGGGAAAUUCUUCUUCUUUGGCAAAACUGCGAAACAAGCUCAAAAGAGUGGAACAGAUGCACCAAGAUUGUUCUGCAAAUCUUAGAGCUAAAGAAGCUGAAUGGAGCUCUCAACUGGAAAAAUUGACUAAAGAGCUGAAUGGUUAUAGGUCUGCACUAGAGAGCAAAGAAACAGCAGCAGAAAAGCUAGAGCUAGAGUUGCAAAAUUGUCACUCGGCAAUGAUGCAGCUGGAGUUGCGGAAUGAGGAGGCAUCAAUAAUGUUGUUGGUCUUGAAAUCUGGACUAGCUGAGGCUUAUUUGAACCAUAAAAGUGCUGAGGUUGCAAUGAAUCUCCAUGACAAAGAAAGAGAUGAAAAUGUGUCUCUAUUGAUGAGGCAGCUGGAGAUGAAGAACACUGCUCUGGCUAAAGCACUGGCAGAUAACAAUGAAGAACGUCAGAAGGCUGCUGCUUUAUUGAAGAGAGUUGAAUCCUUGGAACACAUUGAAGAGCAGAAACUCCUGAUAGACAAAGAGCUUGAAAGGUGCAAGGAAAUACUUCAAGAAUCAUCCAGGUCUCAUCUUCACUGUAAGGAGCAAGCUUUGCAGACAGAGAGAGAGCUGCAAGAGAAAAUUAGAGAACUUUGUGAUGCCUUAGACACGGCAAAUUCAGAAUUGGCCACAGAACGUGAGAAGGCAGUUUCUUUGUCAAAAAAGGCUGCAUGCUUAGAUAUUAUUGAGAAAAAGCGGCAAUUGAUGGAGAAAGAGCUUGAGCGGUACAAUGAAAUGCUUGAGGAAUCAUCCAGGCAGCAACUUCGCUUAGAAGAGCAAGCUUUGGACAUGGAAACUGACUUCAAAGAAAAACUUAGGGAAGUUCGUGAUGCAUUGGAUGCUGCAAAUUCUGAAUUGCAUGAAAAGCGUGAGAAGGCAGCAUCUUUAUCGAUGAGGGUUGAGUCCUAUGAAGAGAAGCAGAAUCUGAUGCAGAAAGAACUUGAGAGGUAUAAACAAAUGAUUGAGGAAUCAUCCAAGUGGCAACUUCGCUUACAGAAGCAAGCUUUACAGAAGGAGAGUGAUUCUCAGGAGAAACUUCAAGAAGUUUGUGCUGCCUUAGACAAAGCAAACUCUGAACUGGCAUUGAAAAUUUGUGAAGGACAAGCUGUUGAAUUUGAAUUGUGGAUAUGGAAAUCUAUUGCUCAGCGCUUAAAUGAUGACCUUGAAGAAUAUCAGGCACUGCGUAAAGAAUUAGAAGCUUCACUUCUUGCACAAGUAGAAGAUGGAGAAGCCUUGAAACAAGAGCUUAAAACAAGAGAGUCAAAAGCUGCUACUUCUGCUAGAAUGGAGGCAGUCAUGUCCUUUGAGUUGGAGAAAGAGAGUUUUCUCCAAACCAUGAGAGAAAAGGACAUGAUCUUAGACAAUCUCCAGAAGGGGAUUGGUUGGCUGGAGCAAGAAUCACUGAAAAGAGAACUUGAAGAUGCAGUUGUUUCACAUAUAGGAGCAGAAGAGAAAGAUCAUAGAAUAGAGGAACUCCUACAGUUUGUAGGAUCGUCAGAGCAAAAACUUAAUUGCUCAUUAAGCUCUUUGUCUUCAGAACUCGCAGAGAAGCAAGCUGAAAUUAGUUUACUCCAUGAGGCUUGGGAGAAGAUAGCUGCUGCUGAGAUUCUCGCCCAGCUGGAAAUCGAAGAGAAGAAGUUGAUGAUUGUGGAGCUGGAGGAUGACAUCUGUUCUAUACAAAAGAAACUGGAAGCACAGGAAAAAUCCCUGUCUUCUUCACAGCAGCAAGCACUGGAGAUUGAAGCUCAACUUGAAGCAAAGCAGGUAGAAAUGAAGAAAUUAACAAAUCAAAUGGAAACCAAGCUGAGAACUUCAGAAGCCAUGGUUAAUGAGCUCAAUAACGAGAAAAGAAAUUUGGUUGAACAUGUCAUGAAGUUGUCAACAGAAAGGGAGAAUUUGGUGGGUUUCAUAGAGAGACUUUGGGACAGGUUCAGCGAGUUCUCCAGGGAAGAAGUGAAAAUGGUUGGAACUUUGGAAAGGAUGGUGCAGUCUCUUAGUGAUAAUGGAUCUAAUCUGGCCUUGAUGGGAGACACUGAAAUUUUCAAAUCUGUGGAAGACGUUGAGAAUGCCAAUCCUUCACCACCCACAACAAAGAAAUUUCUGGCUGUCCUUGGAGAUAGAUCACCAUUUCGAGAGCUCAACUAGGAGCUGGGGAGAUGUGGUUUGUCCAGGCUUGCUUAAACAUUCCAUUUUUCAUUUUAUUUUAUUUUAUAUGUAUUUUUUUCUCUAUUAUUACCAUGCAGUUUUUAAGCAUGGAAUUUGUUGUCUGAUUUUGUAUAUGAUGCAACUCUACGAAAUCUGUUUCUCUGCUGUGAGAAUUUGGCCCAAUUCAUCUCUUAGUCUGUGUUUUUACGG